AUUACUAGCAUACAGGCAGCGUUUGAAUGCAGCUCUCCCUUCCCUCCCUCCCUCCCUCCCCCCAACACCCUUUAAGAAACCCACAUGGCUAAUGAACUACAACACCGUCUUCAUGUGUCCUCAUUGGUCCGCAGGUGAUUAAACAGGAUUGGCUGUAAGUAGCUUGCGCAGAAAGGUAAAUAUUACGGGGAAGUGGGAGAAGCCUCUUCAGGGACACCACGGGGGGAAACAUGAGCUAACAGGGACACUUACACAGCCGUCACACCUCUCGGAGUCUUUGGUUUGGAAGUGUGUCGACUCUUAGCAGACAUGGUGGAGGUAUUUACCGGGCGGACACUUCUUAACAAAGACGGUGAUUUCGUCGAGCCCGAUGAGGCGCUGAGGAAUAAAGUGGUGGGGAUCUACUUUUCUGCAGGAUGGUGUCCGCCGUGUCGAGACUUCACACCCAUCCUGUGUGAUUUCUACACGGAGCUGGUGGAAGAGAGCGAGCCUCCUGCUCAGUUCGAGAUAGUUUUCGUCUCCUCCGACAAGUCGUCCGAGGACAUGGUUGAGUAUUACCACGAUAUGCACGGAGACUGGCUGGCUCUGCCCUGGACGGAUGACUACAAACAUGAGUUGAAGCAGCGCUACAAGAUCACAGCGGUGCCCAAACUGGUGAUUGUGAAGGAGAAUGGCGACGUGAUCACAGACAAAGGCAGGAAACAGAUCAGGGACCGAGGCCUGGCCUGCUUCAGGUCCUGGUUGGACGCUGCAGAGAUCUUUCAGAACUUUAAGGGUUAGGAAACGACAACGACAACGAGAGGGAAAAUGUCGACCCAUCUCUUCACGUGGGCUCCUGUAGCCACAUUAGAGAGCUGAACAAAACAAAAGUCAAAGUUUCGCUUUAGCAGUUUAGUGGUUCCCAACCCGGAGGUGAAGUAUCACAAGAUGAUUAAAGGGAUAUGAAGGAACAAAUUAUAUUGCUGUUGCACAAAAUUAUGUUUAUUUAUUCUGACUUUUCUCUUUAUUUUACAGUCAAAUCCUGGAUACUUUGUUAACCACUCUGAAAUCUAACUGUGGUUGUCGUGCUUUGAUGAGGGUAGAUAUCAACUUGUUUUCUAGCCAAAAAGGUUGGAAAACACUGCUUUAGUUGCUGAUUUUUACCUUUUUAACAUGCUAUGCAUUUAAGACAAAACCUCAGGCGUGUCCAUUAAGGUUCACAUGUGAAAAAUGCUCUUGUGUGUUGAGUAUGAGUAAUACAAGCCAGCUACUGUAGUUUCAUAGUUUCUUUAAAAAAAAAAAUACAUGAACAGCUAGUACACAAAGUAAACAUAACAAACGUUGCCCACCUUAAGUAGAUUUCCCAGAGAGCUUGCUUUUGUAAAUUUAAGGUUUGACUUGUAGUUCGACUUUGAGCUGCCUGUAUAUUUUUGUAUUUUGUUUUUUAUGAGUUGUUAAGAUGGUUAUUAUUAAAAAAAAAAACAUA
Messenger RNA from Dicentrarchus labrax (European seabass), 1465 nucleotides. It is a transcript of the gene nxnl2, whose product is annotated as nucleoredoxin like 2. The coding region runs from base 310 to 780 and encodes 156 amino acids. The transcript has 2 exons. Gene Ontology annotation, biological process: photoreceptor cell maintenance; sensory perception. Lineage: Eukaryota; Metazoa; Chordata; Actinopteri; Moronidae. The record is from RefSeq and is a predicted model, not a curated record.